AUGGCAACAACAAAAUCAGAUACACGUUCCUGGCCUCCCCACCGUGGUGGGGAGGAGUUCCUCUCAAAGAAGGCAAACACUCAGUCGGGAUUUGCGCACGGUGACUACGGCGCCGGCGGCGGUGGAGGUUACGGCGGCAGUGGCGGCGGGUAUGGAGGCGUCGGUGGCAGGUACGGAGGCGGCAGCGGCGGGUAUGGAGGCGGCGGCGGUCGUGUAGGUGGCACCAACGCCGCCGAUGGGUGUGGCAGUUAA
This is a messenger RNA of Chondrus crispus (carragheen), 252 nucleotides long. RefSeq lists its product as hypothetical. NCBI's taxonomy places the organism in Eukaryota, Rhodophyta, Florideophyceae, Gigartinales, Gigartinaceae. The transcript has a single exon. The record is from RefSeq and is a predicted model, not a curated record. The coding region runs from base 1 to 252 and encodes 83 amino acids.